AUGGUCACAGUCCACGUGUCCCUGCUAAGCGGCAGGGAAGUCUCUUUGGAAGCAGACCCGGAGGAAUCGCUGACCGUACUCAGGGAACGUGCUGAGAAGAGGCUUUCAGUCAAAGAAGGCCGGCUCCUGGACUCCUCUGGCAUGGUGCUGGAGGGCUCCCAAAGCAUCAAGAAGUCCAAGCUGGAGAAUGGGGCCACCUUGACACUGGUGAGGCGGCCCGUCAAGGUGUCCAUGAGCCUUAACCGUAUUGCUGUCAUCCGGUGCGACGGCUCCGUUGUGACACUGCUGAGCAGCCUGCGGCACGGCUGGGUCAAUGUUGGCGACGGUAGCUUCGCGACAGACCAGCUAUCUGACGUGGUGGAGGUUCACGCCGGCUGCAAAGGAUAUGCUGCGCUCAAGGGUGAUGGGUCUGUCGUGUUUCGGGGGGCACAUCCACCAGUUUGUUACGAGAACAUUCGCAUGGUCCAGACAACGACAACGGACUAUGAUUCAGGUCCUGGUUUCGCUGCCAUUGUGAAGGACGGAUCGGUUGUGACCUGGCCCAUUCAGCCCGACGAGACUCAGCAAGAGGAGCUCAGGAACAUAUCGCAAGUCCAAGAUUCUGCGCAAGGGUUCCUUGCGAUCCGGCGUGAUGGAAGGGUUGUGCCGAUUGGGUGGGAUGUUGAGGACAGAGCUGCUGUGCCGGGCCAUCUGCAGAACGUGAGCACGUACAGGUCACCAGCACUGGACAACCUGAGAGAGUGGCAUUUGCUGCCCUCCUCGGCGAUGGAAGCGUCGUGA
This is a messenger RNA of Symbiodinium natans, 780 nucleotides long. The record is from the annotation of a GenBank genome assembly. Lineage: Eukaryota; Dinophyceae; Suessiales; Symbiodiniaceae.